UGGCGUGCUUCGGCGGGCCGGACGGGCGGAGAGCAGCGCUGCAGCAGGAGAGCGCCCUCGCCGUGCCAGCCAGGCAUCCGCGCAACGCCCAGCCGCCGCCAUGAAGUGCAGCGAGAAGUUCAAGAUCGUGGACCGCGUGCUGACCGCCUGGUUCAAGAAGUUGGGCCACGCGGUCGGCCGGCGCCCCGGCUACUUCGUGAUCGUGCCACUCUUUCUGACGGCGCUCGCCGGCACCGGGUUCCAGCGCAUCCACUACGAGGAUGACCCGGAGUACCUUUUUUCGCCGCUGACCGGGCGCGCCAAGCAGGAGCGCGCCAUAGUGCAGAAGUACUUCCCCAACAACUUCAGCGCGUUCAACGCCGGCCGCAUGACCGACCUCGGCAAGUUCGUGCGCCUGUUGGUGACGGCUAAGGACGGCGGCACGCUCUUCCGCCGUGACGUGUUCGAGGAGGUGGUGCAACUGGACCGGCUGGUGACGAACGUGACGGUGGACAGCGGCGAGUCUCGCUGGACGUUCGACGACCUGUGCGCGCGCUGGAACGGCAAGUGCUUGCAGAACUCGAUUGUCACGCUGCUGCCUUACCUGGACGAUGUGCUGAGCGGCAAUAUCAGCCUGACAUACCCCGUGUGGUUCAGCGACUCGUACGACGUGUUCGUGUUCCCGGCCUUCCUCGGCUCGCCAGAGGUCUCCAAUGAAGGCCUGCUUGGAGAGGUGCCGGCGCUGCAGCUGCUCUACUGGGGCUCCAAUCACUCGGACUUUGACAUCAACAUAUCUCUCAAAUGGGAGUUCGAGGUGCUCAGGGUACUGGAGGAGGCGCUCGACGAUUUCGAGCACAUCAACAUCGCGCGCUUUACGUCACAAACGCUGCAGACCGAGCUGGAAGACAACACCAUCUCCAUCAUGCCGUACAUGAUGGUGACGGUGGCCAUCAUGGUGCUGUUCUGUAUCGUGACGUCCAUGAUGGGCGACUGGGUGCGCUCCAAGCCGCUAGUGGGUCUGCUGGGCGUCAUCAGCGCCACUCUGGCUACCGGCACCGCCUUCGGCAUUCUCAUGUACGCCGGUCUGCCCUUCAUCGGCAUCAACCUGGCCGCGCCAUUCCUCAUGCUCGGCAUCGGGAUUGACGACACGUUCGUGAUGCUGGCGGCGUGGCGGCGGACGCGGAUCCAGGACUCGGUGCCAGAGCGGCUGUCGCACGCGUACGAGGAAGCGGCCGUCUCCAUCACCAUCACAUCCCUCACCGACAUGUUCUCCUUCUGGGUCGGCGCCAUCACGCCCUUUCCCAGCGUCCAGAUCUUCUGCGUCUACACCGGCAUGUCAGUGGUGCUCACCUAUCUCUGGCACAUCACCUUCUUCGGCGCGUGCAUGGCGCUCUUCGGUUACAUGGAGGAGAACGGUCAGCAUAGCGUCACGUUCGCGCCCGUGCUCCCCGUCUCAGAGUCAGAGGACCGGUCCAUCUGGUAUCGCAUGUUCUGCUCGGGGGGAAUAUCAAAGACAGACCCAUGGAACAAGAAGGACAACAAAGACCAUGUUAUCAUGGUGUUCUUCAAGGACGGAGUGGCGCGCCUUCUGAACAUUCCCGCCAUAAAAGCGUUCGUCAUCAUGGUGUUCCUGGUCUACCUGGGCGUGGCCAUCUGGGGCUGCACCAUGGUGAAGGAGGGCCUCGAGCGCCGGCGACUCUCCAAAGACAACUCCUACUCGGUCCAGUUCUACGACGUCGAGGACAAGUACUUCAGGGAGCACCCGUAUCGGGUUCAGAUCAUUGUCGAAGGGGAGCUCAAUUACUUCGACCCGGUGGUGCAGGAGCAGGUGGAGACGCUGAUGCAGACCUUCGAGAACUCCUCUUACGUGGAGGGGGACUUCUACACUGAGUCGUGGCUGCGGGAGUGGACUGUCUUCGUCACGACCAGCCAUGAUAUCCUCAACAUCAACGUCACCAGCUACGGAAGCUGGCUGGACAGCCUCAAAACGAUCUUUCUCAACGACGCCAGCCAGUUCAGCAGGGACGUGGCGUUCGACGAGACGGGACAGAAGAUCGUCGCCUCACGGUUCAUCAUUCAGACCAAGCAUGUCAACAACACGCUGGAGGACAAGGACAUGAUGCUGGAGCUGCGGCGCAUUUGUCGGGAGUCGGAGCUCAGCUGCUCCAUCUUCCACCCGCUCUUCGUCUUCUUUGAUCAGUUUGUGCUGGUGCGGACCGUCUCCAUCCAGUCUAUCAGCAUCGCGGCCGGCAUCAUGUGUGUCGUCUCCCUCAUCUUCAUCCCCAACCCCAUCUGCUCGCUCUGGGUGGCCUUCAGCAUCCUCAGCAUCGAGAUCGGCGUCAUCGGCUACAUGACGCUGUGGGACGUCAACCUGGAUAGCAUCUCGAUGAUCAACCUCAUCAUGUGCAUCGGUUUCUCGGUCGACUUCUCGGCGCAUAUCAGUUACGCCUACAUGUCUGCCCACGGCCGGUCGGCCGACGAGCGAGUGGAGAGUUGUCUGCACGCUCUCGGGCUGCCCAUCCUUCAAGGCGGCUUUUCCACCAUCCUGGGCGUAUCAACGCUCUACUUCGCGCCUUCCUACAUCUUCGUCACCUUUUUCAAGACGAACUUCCUGGUCAUUUUCUUCGGCAUGGUGCACGGCAUCUUCCUGCUGCCGGUGUUGCUCUCGCUCUUCGGCCCCGGCUCCAACUGCUGCGGCGCUGGUGGCCACAUCGAGCCCGAGGAGACCGACAAGUCGGCGGCGCCACCCGGCGGCGACGGCAUCUACUACCUCAGCGGGGGCCGCAUCGCCACGCUGCACGGCACCAAGGCCUGCCAGCUCCCGUUGCGUAUUCCCCGGCCUCAGAGCAACGGCACGGCGCUGUCGCGUGGCGGCCGGACCGACUCAGCCGUUCGCCUGCAGACGGGAGCGUUCACGGUGGCCGAGCAGGACUCGCCGCCGCCGGCGCUGGCCGCCAAAGCCGAGCAGGGCUCGCUCGAGAAGGACCUCGGCCUCGGCACGUCCGGCGAGGACAGCAGCGAGAGCAGUCUGUCGAAGGGCGCGAGCAAGGGCGGCGCGGCGCCGGCCGCCGCGCGCCGCGGCCACCGGCCCAAGUCGGCGCCCCUCUCGCUCCUCGAGAUGUAUAACAACGCCGGCUACGUCAGCGACGACGAGACCAGCAGCCCGCGCCGGCCGCGACCGGCCGGUGCGCGCGGAGGUGUCAAGUAACGCGUUGCACCAGUCGCCACAACCGAGCUAGUCAGCUACGGCGCCGGGCCAGAGCGGCAUGGGAGUACCCGACGCGCGCGCCGCCUGGGGACGCACUCUGAACUCAGGGCUGUGCCGGGCACCGCGAGAGGCGCGAUGCUCGCGGGCUCGACGCGCGCCGCGCGGUGCUGCCGCCACGAGGUGUCGCCCCGCGCGCCGCCAGCGGCAUGUGUCGCUGCGGUCUGUUGCCGCGGCACGUGCUGUCCACGCUGCCGGCCAAUGCCACGGGCUCGUGCGAGAAACCCUGGCGCCCUGACCCAGCGGACAGUGCAGCCGAGCUUGUUGAAAUUCUGAUGCAUGAGUGACACAUUACAAUCAAACGCAUGCCAUCAUAAUGUAAUGUAACGUUAGGUCGUUGGUCGUUCAUAUCGCACCCGUCCGGGUCUGUUACUCAUCCCUGACCUUGUGUGUGCAUGCGCCCUCUGUCUUCGCCGUGGUGCGUCGCUGGGGGCGUUUGUACCAGCGUGAUGCUCCUACCAACGCGACAGCGCGCCCCUUGGUAAGUGCCUGCAGCGAGGUGGCGGGGCAGAUCGUCGCCAAAGGCCGAGGUCACCCAGUCACCAGCUGGCUCUCUGGCGGGGCCUCGUGACGUCGCAUAGACCGGAUGGUCCUUGGUUCGUCCACAAUGACCAGGUGGACCGGGGCGAUCUGGUUUUGCUCGCAGUCUCGGGCUUCCUCAGGACUUGGCUCGGUAGGCCUGUGCCACGGCUGUCUGUCCUGCAUCUCUCUGCUUAAUGCUGUGGCUGCCAAACGUGUGCAACGGUUGCAGUCGCGCGUGACUGAGAUACGCGCCUCCAUAUACGGAACUGCUCAACGCGUCCCAGUCACCGACGAUUAUGACGUCAUUGUUAGUGUCGCGUACGCGGGAAAUAUACUAUUUGUACAGAAAA
Molecule: messenger RNA, 4116 nt
Organism: Pollicipes pollicipes
Lineage: Eukaryota; Metazoa; Arthropoda; Thecostraca; Pollicipedomorpha; Pollicipedidae
Gene: Ptr
Product: patched domain-containing protein
Exons: 10
Coding region: 101-3187 (1028 amino acids)
Cellular component (GO): plasma membrane; cytoplasmic vesicle membrane
Source: RefSeq, a predicted model, not a curated record